Messenger RNA from Diaporthe citri, 1182 nucleotides. RefSeq lists its product as uncharacterized. The coding region runs from base 1 to 1182 and encodes 393 amino acids. The transcript is spliced from 7 exons. The record is from RefSeq and is a predicted model, not a curated record. NCBI's taxonomy places the organism in Eukaryota, Fungi, Ascomycota, Sordariomycetes, Diaporthales, Diaporthaceae.
AUGGCUGAAACUCAAGGGCCCACGGUGACGACCGUGUCUGUCGUCUUCGGCGUCAUCACUAUUUUGACGAUAUCGUUGCGAUUAUUCGCCAGGAUCCACAUCACAAAGUCAUUCGGACCUGAUGAUGCACUCAUUAUAAUUGCUGCUUUACUGGCAUGGGCCUUUAUCAUCGCAACUAUACUUGCUGUCAACCAUGGACUCGGAUCCCACAUGCAAGAUGUGAUGCUCCGGGGCACGGACAACCUCAUAUCGUACUCACAGAUAGUGUGGCUGUCCUCGAUCUUCUACAAUGCCUGCCUAGGCUUCGUCAAGACCUCAGUGCUGGCACUUUACGCACGUCUUGGUGACCGCAACCUUCGACGGCUAGCGUAUGUCAUUGUCGGCGUUGUGACCUGCCAGGCCGGCGCCAAUGUCAUAGUUUGCAUCUUCCAAUGUUCGCCUGUCCAGGCUGCCUACGAUCUCAACAUCACGAAAAAGACGUGCGUCAACAUCAACGCCUUCUACCUGGCCAAUGCCGCCGUGAACAUCUCGACAGAUUUCUUGACGUAUACGUUGCCCAUCAAGAUGGUUUCCAAGCUGCAAAUGCCCAAGCGCCAGAAGAUCGGAUUGGGUGUGAUGAUGUCCCUGGGAUUUUUCGCUUGCUUGUCAUCGAUCAUCCGGAUCACCUACAUCCCGCAAAUGCUCGCGGCGGACGCCGACGCAACCUGGGUCAUCUCAGGAGCCAUGUAUUGGUCCGCCAUCGAAACCAACGUCGCCAUCCUCGCGGCAUCGAUUCCCUCCUUCAAGGCGCUCGCCAAGCGCUACGCCCCAGCCCUGCUGGGCAGCUCGAACCGCGGCGGGUCGGACUACAAGCUCGGCGGCGGCGGCCACCCCCACUCCGCGGGCGCCGGCCGCAGCCUGAGCACCAACAAGCUGUCGAGGUUCCACAUGAUGGACAAGAGCCGCAGCGGGCGCGAGGUCGACAUCCACGCCAGCGGCGACCGCAGCGGCGCCGAAGACGACGGCACCGCCAAGCCGAGCCCGCUGCGCGUCGACACGCGCGUCAGGAACCACGGCCAGGGCAGCCCGUACAACGUGGAGGACAACAGCAGCGAGGAGGCGAUCUAUCUCAAGCGCCAGCCGCCGCCCUCGGGCAAGAUCGGUGUCAGGACGGACAUCGCUACGUUUUAUGAGGAUGCCUGA